AAGAAAACGGAGCGUGGCGCCGAACGAGUGUGUUUAUACACACAGCUUGUCUUUCGGAGGAUGAGCUGCAGCGUUUCUCCUCUUCCAUCGCAGGUUUCCCAGUGUGUGGCGCCUUUUGAGGAGGAAAUAUCAGGGGGGAUGAUGGAGUCCGGUGCAGGUUCUGGGCUCGGAUUGGCGGAGUCCUGGGACACUGUCACUGCGGCUCUGGUGUCGCCAGGCUGCCUGGUGCCGGACAGCAGACUCUCAGACUCGCUGGCAGUUUUGUGUGGUCAGGGUCUGGGUCGCUCGGUUGCAAGUUUGCUGCUGGAGUCCCUUCAAGUCCGUUUGUCGUCGUUAGUGGUGCCCGAGUUCUGGUCCGGACUGGAGCAGCGAGAGAAUGAGCUAGAGGAGCGGGACCGAGCACGAGUUCUUCUCACCGCCUUCAGGACUUUGUUGGACCGUUUGGACCCGUUUCUCGUUGUUCUGGACAGACUUGGGUCAUGGCCAGACCAAAGCCAUGCGGGCAUCUGUGACCCAGGUCUCCGGGGUCUGAGGAACCAGGUCUUCACCAUCAUCCGGGGUCAGCUCCUCUUCUCUCCAGCACCAGUUCUGCAGGAGCGGGUCCAGGAGUUCUACAGCAGGACCUUCUCUGUCUACAUGGACAAGGAGGCUGCUGCAGAGGACCCCCCUGAGGUGCCCCACGCUCCUGAAGGACAGCUGUGCCCCGGCUGCCUGAUCACAACUCAUCACUGCUGGUGUCAGGAGUCUCUGGCCACGCUGCAGGAGCUGAGCAACAUUCUGUGGAGGCUGCAGCUGCUUGAGUGGGUCAGCACAGACACUGUCACCUGCAUCCUGCAUCGUCUGAUCGAGCAGCGGAUGGAGCGGCACUGCCGUGGCGAGUACGAGCGCUCUUUCCUGCUCGACUUCCGGAAGUGGCUGGAGCUGGUUCUGGGCUGGCUCGGCAAAGUCUUCGCCUCCAAGAGUGAGGCAGUGCUCGGUUCUGGGGGUGAGUCCGAGAGCGGCGUCCUGAAACCGUGGAGAUGCCACCUGCACCAGUUCUUCUGCAGGAUCUACGUCAACAUGCGGAUUGAAGAACUUUUCUCCAUCAUCAGAGACUUCCCAGAGUCCAAAGCUGCGAUUGAGGACCUGAAGUUCUGUUUGGAGAGAACCAACCAGAGGCAGCAGCUCCUUAACUCGCUCAAGUCUGCCUUCGAGAGCCGCCUGCUGCACCCAGGAGUCCACACGUCCGACAUCCUGACCGUCUACAUCUCGGCCAUCAAGGCUCUCAGGGAGCUGGACCCGUCCAUGGUGGUCCUGCAGGUGGCCUGCCAGCCCAUCAGGAGGUACCUGCGGACACGCGAGGACACGGUGAGACAGAUAGUUGCUGGACUCACGGGUGACGCGGAGGGCUGCACUGACCUGGCCUCCGAGCUCUCAAGAGGGGACCCGGUCACGCUGGAGAUGCAGGACAGCGACGACGAUAGCGGAGACUUUGAGGACUGGACCCCGGACCCGACCGACGCCGUCCCAGACAAGUCCGGCUCCAAGCGUCGCUCCUCUGACAUCAUCAGCCUGCUUGUCAGCAUCUACGGCAGCAAAGACAUUUUCAUAGACGAGUAUAGAGCUGUGCUGGCCGACCGACUGCUGCACCAGGUCAACUACAACACUGCCAGGGAGAUUCGGAACGUCGAGCUGCUGAAGCUUCGAUUCGGCGAGUCACACAUGCACUAUUGUGAGGUGAUGCUGAAGGACAUGGCUGACUCUCGCAGGAUCAAUGGCAACAUCAGCGAGGAGGAGUCCCGCCUCGGCGAGGACGAGCGAUCACCACUUCCGCUGUCCGCCAUCAUCCUGUCGUCUGAGUUCUGGCCGCAGUUGAAGGACGAGAAGCUGGAGCUGCCGCCUCUGGUGCGCCAGUCCAUGGAUGCGUACACGCAUCGCUACGAGAAACUCAAGGCCAUGAGGACUCUGAGCUGGAAGCCUCAUCUGGGUUCUGUGACGCUGGACCUGGAGCUGCAGGACCGGACUCUGACCGACCUCACCGUGUCCCCGUUCCACGCCGCCAUCAUCCUGCACUUCCAGGACAAGAGUUCGUGGACUCUUGAUGAGCUCAGCGCGAAGCUCUGUGCCCCUAAAGAGCUGGUCCACAGGAAGCUGUCCCUAUGGCUGCAGCACGGCGUCCUGAGGGAGGAGCCCCUCGGGCCGGGGGAGGAGUCCGGUACCGCCGGUACUGGCAGCCGAUACAGCGUCGUGGAGACCAUCUCCUCGUGUGAGAAGAUGGAGAGAGAAGUGAUGCUGAUCGAUAGUGACGAAGAGAGGGACUCCAACACCACGACCCAGUCGGAGCAGAGAGAGGAGAAGCUGCAGCUCUUCUGGGCCUACAUUCAAGCCAUGUUGACAAACCUAGACAGCAUGACCCUGGACCGGAUUCACUCCAUGCUCCGGAUCUUUGUGGCAACCGGACCUGUUGUCACGGAGAUGGACAUUAGCGAGCUGGAGGCUUUCCUGCAGAAGAAGGUCCGGGAGCACCAACUGCUGGUCUCCAGCGGGGUCUACAGACUCCCCAAGACCAACUGACCUGCGGGACGGUGCACGUUCUCUCUGACUGUGUUCAUAUGUUGAGUUAUUAAAGCUGUCGUUGAAGCUGCCUGUUGGCUCCUUCUUUCCA
Messenger RNA from Synchiropus splendidus (mandarinfish), 2644 nucleotides. RefSeq names its product anaphase promoting complex subunit 2 (gene anapc2). The record is from RefSeq and is a predicted model, not a curated record. NCBI's taxonomy places the organism in Eukaryota, Metazoa, Chordata, Actinopteri, Syngnathiformes, Callionymidae. Gene Ontology annotation, biological process: ubiquitin-dependent protein catabolic process. Gene Ontology annotation, cellular component: anaphase-promoting complex. The coding region runs from base 61 to 2553 and encodes 830 amino acids. Gene Ontology annotation, molecular function: ubiquitin protein ligase binding. The transcript has 14 exons.